Molecule: messenger RNA, 6582 nt
Organism: Penicilliopsis zonata CBS 506.65
Lineage: Eukaryota; Fungi; Ascomycota; Eurotiomycetes; Eurotiales; Aspergillaceae
Exons: 7
Coding region: 1-6582 (2193 amino acids)
Molecular function (GO): ATP binding; ATP-dependent chromatin remodeler activity
Source: RefSeq, a predicted model, not a curated record
AUGUCGUACGACCGCGUCCUCCCCAAGCCAGCCGCCCUGCACUAUGACUCGCCAGUUGUCGUCGUCCCCCGCAAAUCGUCGACUCUCCUCGAGCACAAAAUCAUGCACGACAGUCCGGUCUCGUCGGCGGCGGCGUCUUCCUUUGCUCUGGUCUCACCCCAUGCCUCGUCGUCGGCCUCCUCCUCGUCGUCGUCAUCGUCUUCGGAGGCAGAGGGAGCCAGUGCUGAGAGGGUGUCCGUGUCUGUCCCUCGCAAGCAGUCGACCUCGUCCGACGACACGGUCAAGUCUCGCUCGACGGGCGUGCAUUUUUGUCUGUGCCAGCCGGACCCGAAGAUUCCUAGACCACGCAAUGCCUUUAUUCUCUACCGCCAACACCACCAGGCCGCUGUCGUGGCUCAGAACCCAGGCCUGGCGAACCCGGAAAUCUCCAAGAUCAUAGGCGAGCAGUGGAAUUCCUUACCGGAGGACACCAAGAAGGACUGGAAGGCUCUAGCGGAGGAAGAAAAAGUCCGCCAUGCCCUGCAGUAUCCGGAAUACAAGUACCAGCCCAAACGGACAGGACGGGAUGGGAAUCCACGCAGCGCAGGCCCAGGAUUAGGCCUGCACCCGCCCUCGUCGUCGACCGUGUGUCACCGGUGUGGCGGCCGGCCGAUGAACCCUCCCCCAUCGCCGGAGACGCCCUUCACGCCCACGGGGCGAGGCGGGGGGGGAUUCAGCGCGGCUGCGGGAGCAACCAUCACCAUGAGAAGCCACCAGCGGCGUGAGCGAGAUCCUACCCGCGUCCCGAGUCCUAUUCGCGUUAUGGACCUCGGGUCUGAGAGCGGCAGCGGCAGCAGCAGCAGUAAGCAGGCGCGUGCCCGGCUCUGGGGGGAGGACGGGGCCGUGGUUCGCUCGCCAGACACUAAGCGACGACGACAUAAUCAUACCCAGAAUCCAAUCCAUAUCUCUCUUCGGCCCAACCUCGUCGGUAGCCACCGUCAUCGGGAUAAGAGUCCUGACACACCGUACCCGCAUUCACCGUACGGAGCCUCACGCACGCAGCUGGCUCAGGCCCGGACUUUAUUGCAGGCAUUGCACCAUCAUCAGCAACAACAACAACAGCAGCAGCAGUCGCCGUAUCGAACGCUCAAGGACCACUCGGCUCAGGAUCUUAGUUUGAAACUGCCGCCGUUGCAAACCGUCACCGUCAGCGCUGGCGGGGUCGGUCCUGCCACCGGCACACCUACUUCUGGAUCUGCAUUUCCCAAAGAGAGCGCGGGGGCAGGGGUGGAAGCGACGGUGAUGACCAUCCCGUUCAUCAACAAGAUCAAAGUGCUGGCCAAGAUCUCCCCACCGUUGGAACCCAGCUUCCGCGAGGCGUCGCCGACCUCCCAGCCACGCGGGGCGGUCAUCGCCGUCGAGGGCCGCGACGCAGCACAGGUGAAGGUCAUGACGGAGUAUCUGGCCGCAGCAUUCGCCCGGGAGCCCCGAUACCAAGUCCGUACCUUUGAAGGGCCCAACGUCAAGCCACGCGAGGGGUCCCCGCAGGCUGGGCACAUGAAUGAAGCGACAGUAGACUACCUCAACACCAUCUCUGUAUGGCAUCGCAUCUCGGAAGAGAUUAUGGGGUUUGUCCGGCCUGCGGUGGACGAUGACUCUGUCUCGCCGAGAUCCAUCAUUCCGGGGACCGCCAAUUUGAACAUCUCAGACACUACCACUACUGCUACAACAACUAAUACUGCUGCUACAAAUACUUCUAAUAAAACUGCUGCUACGACCACUACUAAUACAACUGCUGCUACGACUACUACUAAUGCAACUAAUGCAACCAAUGCAACUACGGCAACUCCCAUAGCCCUCGUCCCCCGGUACCAACUCACAACGGCCGACGCCUUCGCCUGCUCCAUCCCAAUCAUGGACUCGUACGCCCCCCUCGACCACUGGCAAUGGAUGGCAUCUCUCUGGCGCGCCUGCGUCGGCCCAGAUAUAACCAUCUACAUCCGCGACUGUGAGCCCGACGAGGUCGACCGGCACGCCAAGAACCCCGUCGAGGUGCGGCUGCAGGAUGCGCGGACGGUCGUCAUGCGUCGCGCGCCGGGCAAGAAGGAUCUCGAAGAGCGCGUCUUGAAGAGGGUGGGCUUUGAGGUCGAGGACUUCCUGGCUCAGAAGAAGGCAUCGCAUACGCUGACAGACAAGCCGAUGAGGACUCGCUGGAUGGCUGGAGAGUCUACAGGUGACGACGACGUUCAGGUAGAUUCUCGCUUUGAGGAUAUGAAUGCAGAGACUGACCUGCUGGCUCCUACGGAUCCUCUCUCAUCCCCCUCGGACCUCCCGUAUAUUGCAGUGGGAGCGUUGAGAAACCAUGGCGAUUCAGGGACCGGGUAUCCGCACGCAGAGAUCAGCAGUCUACAAAGCCAUGGAUGGAUUCGAACAGAGACAGUGUCUUCCAACUGCGUCUGUAUCAGGGUGUAUGCCUUGCCUGACGAUGCAGGCCGCACGUCCAUCCCCCGAUCGAGUACCUCGUUGAGAAGAGCGCUGAGGCUGGUCAUGUCACGGCUGGACCGAUCUGUGGAAGCGUGGAAGGGAGUCAACACGAAAGAACAGACACAGGGAGAACAAGGAGAACAAGGAGAAGAAGAAGAACAAGAAGAACAAGAAGAACAAGAAGAACAAGAAGAAUCGCUGUGGUAUAUCUUCAACACUCUCGACAAUCCCACCCCCGAGCCGGAGAUCGUCCACGACCCCUACGCGAGGAGGGCAAUGGAGGACCUGCUAUCAGGAGGCCAGGUCCAGGGCCUCACGGUGCCGCUGUAUCCCUACCAGCGCCGCUCGGCGGCAACAAUGGUCCAGCGCGAGGCGCAGCCGGCCCAGGUCCUGGACCCGCGGCUGCAGCCGUUUAGGGGCCCGACGGGCCAGGAGUACUACUACGACAAGGAAGAGGGCAGUCUUGUCCGGGAGAAGAGGCUGUAUUCCGAGGCAUGUGGGGGGAUUCUGGCCGAGACCAUGGGCUGUGGGAAGACGCUGAUCAGUCUGGCGGUCGUGCUGGCCACGCGCGGUCACCUCCCUCGCAUCCCGACCGAGCACCAGGAAUUCGGGCCCCCAUGCCGUCCGCGCACGGCAUCGCUGGUCGACAUGGCUGCCGCGGCGGCAGGCCGGCUGUCGCUCCCCUGGAAGCGGCAUUUCGACGAUACCCGCCGUCAGUCGGGGGCUUUCUACCACCGCUGCGUGCAGGCGUGCGAGGCCAACCGCGGGGAUUACACGAUCCAGCCUCCGACCCCGAAAUACAGCGGCCGCAAGGCCAUGGCGUAUCCGCGAGACCCGCCGCGACGGAUCCUUCUCUGCUCCGGGACGCUGAUCAUCGUGCCGCCCAACUUGGUCGACCACUGGAUGAACGAGAUCGCCAGCCAUACCGAGGGGUUAACCGUCUGCUUGCUGCGCACGGGCGCCGACAAGACUCCUUCGCCCGAGGCACUGCUCGAGUACGACAUUGUCCUGUUUUCCCGCACCCGGUUCGAGAAGGAGGCCGGCGAGGCCUACAACAACCGGCGGUCCCCCGCCGUCUCCGCCCGUCGGCCGGACGACUCCCCCUUGUCGAAGCUGCACUGGCUGCGCAUCAUCGUGGACGAGGGUCACAAUGUUGCGGGACACGGCCAUCGGACCAGUAUGAUGCAUCUGCUGGACCAGCUGCACAUCGAGCGUCGCUGGGUCGUCUCGGGCACGCCCUCGAACGGUCUGUACGGGGUAGAGGUUAGCCUGGCGUCGCAGGAGGCCAACACGAGCGACACCGAGCUGACCGAGGCGACGGCCAAGGCCAUCCAGCACCGCAAGAAGACGGCCGGCCAUGCGGUGGCGAACGAGCUCAAGGAUCUCGACAAGCUGCGGUUGAUCGUGAUCGAGUUCCUGCGCGUCCGGCCGUGGGCAAACUCGCGCGCCGCCGACCCUGCCAACUGGACCAAGUACAUCAAGCCCGUGGGCGAGGACGGCAAGCGGCGCAAGGCCCCCUCGCUGCGAGCCACCUUGCAGAGCCUGGUCGUCCGCCAUCGCCUGGACGUCAUCAACGACGAGACCCCGCUGCCGCGCCUGUACAACCGCGUUGUCCGGCUCCAGCCGACGCUGUACGACAAGCUCUCCGUCAACAGCUUCGUCUUCAUCCUCGCCGUCAACGCCAUCACCUCCCAGCGCACCGACCAGGACUACAUGUUUCACCCGCAGAACAGGAAGCAUCUCAGCCUCCUUGUGCGCAACCUGCGCGAGGCCGGUUUCUGGUGGGCUGGUUCCGAGUCCAACGCGCAGGUGCAGGCCUCCUUGGACUCCGCCGUCGAGUACCUCGACAAACACGGGGGGGACGACACCAUCUCCGCGGCGGACCGACAUACCUUGAUGCAGGGGAUUGAGAUUGCGCGCCUGGCUCUCGGCAGCGCAGCCCGCAAUGCCUUUCUGCGCUUCCAGGAGCUCGGCGUGUAUGUCACACGCUUCCCCGACGAGGCCCGCGGCCUGUGGGCACUCGACCCGUCUUUAGCUCACGACUCCUCCUCCUCCUCCUCCUCCUCCUCCCCUUUGCUGUUGGGGAUCUCGCAGGCGCGCCUGGCACAGAAACAUGUCAUGACGCAUCUGGACGCGUGGGAUCCGGCCGAGGGGCUUGCGGGGGCGGGCAUUCGGGCUCGCCAUGAGUUGGCUGAGCGAGCGGGCCAUAAGACUGCUGAGAAGCAGCCUGAACAGUUGAUUCACAAGACUAAACCGGACAUUGGUUUGAACAGCAUGAUUAGCAUCAGCAGUGCUAGCAGUGCUAGCAGUGGCAACAACCAACCGCAGUCACCGCAACCACUCACUCUCCCACCCAACUCGCCGCUGGCCCAGACGAAACUGGUGGCCACCGCGUCGGCGAAGCUGACGUACCUAUUAAACCGGGUACGAGAGCUACACACGAGCGAGAAGAUCAUCAUCUUCUACGACAACAACAACGCGGCGUUUUGGAUCGCCGAGGGGCUGGAGGUGCUAGGGAUCGACUUCCGCAUCUACGCCAGCAAGCUGCAGACAAGCCUGCGGACGACGUACCUGGCGCAGUUCAACGAGGACGGCGCCAGCGUGCGCGUGCUCCUCAUGGACCUCCGGCAGGCCUCGCACGGUCUACACGUCGCGCGGGCCUCGCGCGUCUUCAUCAUCAACCCGAUCUGGCAUCCUACCGUGGAGAGCCAGGCGAUCAAGCGCGCACAUCGGAUCGGCCAGACCCGCCCUGUCUAUGUUGAAACGCUCGUGCUCGAGGACACCCUCGAGGACCGCAUGCUGCAGCGCCGCAAGGAGAUGUCCGACACGGAGAUGCAGCAGGCGGAUCGCGACUUGCUCGAUGAUAGCACCAUGAGCGCCAUCAUCCGCAACGAGCGCUUCAUCCCGAUCGACCAGGAAGCUCCCACUUUUGCUUCUUUGGAGUCUCCGUCGGGGUUUUUCGACAGACAUACCCUGCCAAUAUGUGAUACUCUGCCAGAGAAGACGAAGAAGAAGAAGAAGCGUAUAUCCAAGACAGACCUCGACCUCGCCCCGAAGCGACGAAAGUCCCAAGCCAUCGAAUUCGUCACGGAGGACGGUCUUCUGAUGAACGCCGAGACAAUCCAGAAUCCAAUCCAGAAUCCAAUCCAGAAUCUGAAUCCAGACAUGGCCACCGUUGUGAUUGGGAUCUCCGGUCCAUCUUCCAGCGGGAAAACGACGCUCGCGCGUCUGCUGCAAAGCGUCUUCUCAGGCGUCGAGGCCUUUCGCUCCUUCAUCAUCCACGAAGACGACUUUUACUAUCCAGACGAUAAGAUUCCAUGGACAACCACCUCCUCAGGAAGAGUUCAAGACUGGGACACCGCCGAGGCGAUCGAUCUGUCUUUCCUGUCGUCGUCGCUGCGUUACGUGAGGGAACAUGGCAGUCUCCCGCCCGUGCUGAAGAGCAAAGAGGAUCUCAACGAAGCAAGUGACUCGGGUGUCAGCGCGGAGACCAUCCUACGAUUGAAAGAAAGGGUAUCUACUCUUUUAUCUUCAAGGGGGAACGGCAACGAAACCGGAAAAGGAAAAGGAGUAGUAUCUACCAUGGCUCUCCUGGAGGGAUUCCUCUUAUUCAGUCCGCCGGAAUCCGAACGCGACGAACACGUCCUCCGUCCUGUUCAUCGGGAGAUCGAUCUUCCCAUCUUCUUGCCUGCUGCGUAUGAUGUUGUCAAGGCCCGUCGAGAGGGGCGAUCGGGCUACGUGACUAUCGGGCCUGCAUUGGAACCACCUCUUUCUCAGCGAGAAUCUACCGAAAAGAAAGAAGAAGAAGAAGGAGAAGGAGAAGUAGAUCUUCAAGCGGAGGAUGAACGCCCUCCGCAGAACUUCUGGGUCGAUCCGCCCGGGUACGUCGAUGAUAUCGUCUGGCCGCGAUAUGUCCGCGACCAUGCAUGGCUGUUGUUGCCGGAGGGAGGCGCCCCUGCAACGACCGACGACGCAGAGCUGGUCAGGAUGGUAGGUCAGGGAGUCGACGUCCGCAUGGAUGCGGGCGUGCUUGUUGCGCCGGGCAUGGGUGCGCGCUCGAUGGCCGAGACCUUGGAUUGGGCUGUGGAGGAGAUUGUCCGGUUUUUAUCAAGUAGAUAA